Molecule: messenger RNA, 2577 nt
Organism: Chiloscyllium plagiosum (whitespotted bambooshark)
Lineage: Eukaryota; Metazoa; Chordata; Chondrichthyes; Orectolobiformes; Hemiscylliidae
Product: salivary plasminogen activator beta-like
Biological process (GO): blood coagulation; regulation of cell adhesion mediated by integrin; plasminogen activation
Molecular function (GO): calcium ion binding; serine-type endopeptidase activity
Source: RefSeq, a predicted model, not a curated record
AUCUUUUCCAGCAAUUUACGUUGUUGUUUCUAAUAUCCCUAUCUUCCUUAACACUAGAUUCUGAGUUCAAGUACCAUUCUAGGUCUUGAGCACAAACACAAUGCUGACACUCAAAUGCAACACUGAGAAAGCACUACACUAUUGGAGUUGCUGUCUUUUGGAUAAAAUUUUAAACUAAGUUCCCCUCAGACUGCACAGGAUGUAAAAAGUCCCAUGAUUUCAAAGAGCAUAGCUGUCAUUCCCUGGCAAAUAUCUGCUCCUCAAUCAACAUAACAAAGAUUACUCAUAUUGUUGAACACAUUCGUAAACGUCGGCGACAUACGGGUGUUAAUGUACAACAAAAAAGCAGAAGUUUAAUUCAUUUUAAGAACCAUUUUUGGCGAUUUGUAUUUUUAGAACUUGGUGGUUUCGAGGUGUGGUUUGUGGAGACAACGAACAAUAACAUCAAUGCCCAGCACUCGAUUUCCUGGGGGCUGGGAUUUUCCCACAAAUCGAUGAGUUGCAGUUCACUUCCGCCGCUCAGUGUUUAUAUAUGUUGUGGCAGACUCGGCGAGUCACCGCAGAACUCGGGCAGGAGGACGAGUCGUUGUAAUCAGAGCAAGCGUUCCCGUUUAUCAGAUUUAUAUCAAGAAAGCAAGUUCUUGUUAAAGAAGAAAAAAAUGAAGAUUAUGAUUUUACUGUCAUUAUUCAUUUGCAUUGAGAUGUCUUUGCAGAGUAAUCUGUUGCAUACAAGAAAAUUACGUACUUUAAGCAGAACAGAUGUAUGCAUAGAAUCACCAUUUGAAAUCUACAGAAGAGGUGAUACCUGGUUGCGAAUUCACAGAAACAAAAUACAGCAAUGUAAAUGCAAAAGGAAUGCAAUUUGUUAUGAUGUACGCACAAAAGAAUGCAGCACAAACAAAUGUCUAAAUGGAGGAAGCUGUGCUCAGUAUGUGUAUUCGAAGGAUUAUAUCUGUCAUUGCCCUGAGGGAUAUCUGGGUAAACACUGUGAAAUAGACAAUAAAUCCAAUUGCAUUAAUGACAAUGGAAAAGAUUACAGGGGAACAAGGGACUAUACAUUGUCUGGCAAAGAAUGCUUGCAAUGGGACUCAUUUGCUGUUCUUCAAAGAAAAUACAAUGCACAGAGGUCAAAUGCAUUAAAGUUGGGUCUUGGAAGUCACAACUACUGCAGGAAUCCAGGUCAUGCUAAAAAGCCUUGGUGUUAUGUUCAGGGUUCAAUGUACAGGGAAUACUGUGAUAUCUCCAAAUGUGAAAAAGUUGAGUCCAAGUGUGGCCAGAGGGAAUAUAAAAUGAACAAGAUUGUUGGAGGAAAUGAGGCUGCCAUUGAAUCUCACCCUUGGCAAGCAGCACUCUACAUAACUGAUAGUCGUUCCAAAAGUUCAUACUUUCAAUGUGGAGGAAGUCUGAUCCACCCUUGCUGGGUUCUGACAGCUGCACACUGUAUUAACCCAACAAUUUCUCACUCAUGGUAUUAUGUAACACUGGGAAAAUCUUCAACAAAUAAACCUAGUAAAAAUGAGCAAACAUUUGCAGUGGAAAAAAUAAUAAGCCAUGAAAAUUUCAAUGAUGAUACCUUUGACAAUGACAUAGCUCUGCUAAAGUUAAAAUCUCAAUCUGGGACGUGUGCAAUAGAGUCAAAGUUUGUCCACGCCAUUUGUUUGCCUUCUAAACACCUUAUAUUUUCUGAAAACACUCAGUGUGAAGUUUCUGGAUAUGGGAGGGAAGCUGAGUUUUCUCCUUUCUACUCCAAAUUCCUGAAGGAGGCAAGAGUGAAUUUGAUUUCACAGCAAAAAUGUAGGUCUCCUGAAUAUUAUGGAAAGAAAUUAACCGAAAACAUGUUGUGUGCUGCCCAUCAUAACUGGAAGGAAGAUGCUUGUAAAGGAGAUUCUGGUGGACCUCUUGUAUGUGAAAACAAUGGACGAAUGAAUCUUUAUGGAAUAACCAGCUGGGGAGAUGGGUGUGCCCGACCAAAUAAACCAGGCGUUUACACAAGAGUUUUAAAUUACAUCCAGUGGAUUGAAGAAAACAUGAUUUAGGAGAUUUUAAAAUCACUGGUCUCAUUAUCAGCUGAUCAGUUACUGAUUUGCAGUAAAGUUUGUGUGUCUGAUACAAUGAUCCAAUCUACCUCAUUUCUGUAAUUUGUAGUUUUGAUGAAGUUGUUAAAAUGUCAUCUAAGACACAUUUUACAAACGCUACAUUUUAAACCUUGUCUGUGUCAGCAAUCUCUUCUUUGUUUUUCAUUUGAUGUAGCUAACCCUAAACUUCUCAUUUAUUGGCAAAAUAUUAUGGCUAAUACAGCUGUACAGGAUAUUGGUUAGGCCAUUUUUGGAAUAUUGUGUGCAUUUGUGGUCUUCCUCCAAUUGGAAGGAGGUUUUGUAAAUUUGAAAGAGUUCAGAAAAGGUUUAUAAGGAUGUUCCCAGGGUUGGAGGAUUUGAACCAUCGGGAGAGGUGAAUAGGCUUGCGGCUGUUUUCCCAGGAGUGUUGGAUGCAGACAGAUGACCUUCCUGAGGUUUAUAAAAUCAUGAGGGGCAUGAAUAGAGUAACUAGACAAGGUCUUUUCCCUAGAGUGGGUGAGUC